Molecule: messenger RNA, 1067 nt
Organism: Oryza sativa Japonica Group (Japanese rice)
Lineage: Eukaryota; Viridiplantae; Streptophyta; Magnoliopsida; Poales; Poaceae
Product: large ribosomal subunit protein P2A
Biological process (GO): cytoplasmic translational elongation
Cellular component (GO): cytosolic large ribosomal subunit; ribosome
Molecular function (GO): structural constituent of ribosome
Source: RefSeq, a predicted model, not a curated record
CUAGUAAGUUUAUGCACCUAAAGUUUACACAUCUAAAGUUUAUCCACCUGUUUGUAUACCCGAUUCAAAUUCAAAUUCGAAUUCAAAUAUUUUAUAUAUUCUAUACAUAAAGUUUAUGCGUGCAAAAUUUACGGUAUAAAGUCUAUGCACGUGAAUGAGAGUAUUAUUUUUUUUCUAUUUUUUUUACUAAUUUUGUUUUUUUUUUUAAAAUUAUGAUGAAAGGAGAGAAGGGAGAGGAGUACAGGGGGAAGGGGCGGGUUGAUCGCUCUAGCGAUCACCCGCCCAUUAGCCUCACCCCUUAGCACCUCCUGUUGGGUGCCGGUUUCUAAAUUCAGCAUCACGUGGAGUUGAUAACCGACAACUAAAGGCUUUUUUUUUAAGUAGUGUGUGCGCAGUUACAGAGUUAAUCCGUGACCGUGAUCAUCUCCACUUCGAUCGACCCUUUCGUCGCGGCCAUGAAAUCGCCAUCAAAACUGCGGCAUCCGAUCGGGAAAAGGACAUCCCCGUACACGAGCCCGACUCGUACCAGUUCACCACACCACACUACCCCGCCCCACGCUAUAAAUACAAGCGCUCCUCGUCCUCCUCGACCUCGAUCGAUCGUAUCCCACCACCACCACCAGAGCUAGCGCAGCAACCGUGAGCUCAGUUCAGUUUUCAUUUGGUCGUCGUUCGAGUCGUCAGCUAGCUUCGAUUCAAAGAAGGCAAACAAUGAGGUUCGUGGCGGCGUACCUGAUGGCGACCAUUGGCGGCAACGCGAGCCCGACCAAGGACGACGUGCGCGCCAUCCUCGGCGCCGUCGGCGCCGACAUCGACGAGGACAAGCUCGGCUACCUCUUCGACCAGGUCGCCGGCAAGGACCUCGCCGAGAUCUUGGCCGCCGGAAGCGAGAUGCUCGCCUUCGGCGCCGCUCCGGCCGCCGCCGCCGCCACUGCCGGUGGCGCCGCGGCAGCUGGGGAGAAGGAGGAGGAGGAGAAGGUUGAGGAGAAGGAGAAGGAGGGGGAGGACGACAUCGUCUUCAGCCUCUUCGACGACGAAUGAGCUAUCGACCUUCGUCUUCAGCCCUG